AUGAAUACUUUCUUUGGCUUAUUAGAGCGCUCUGGUACGUGGGCUUGGCAGGAGAUUUUCCUAAGUCCCUCACAGGUGGCUAAUGUUGUUGGAAUUUCAGCUGUUUCUAGCCGUUCAAAGAUAAAAUUCGAGGGUGGAUAUACAGUGGAGACAGUGUUUGAUGGAAGCAAGCUUGGGAUUGAACCAUUCUCCGUUGAGGUGUCUCCGAGUGGAGACCUCUUGCUUUUGGAUUCAGAGAAUAGUAACAUUUACAAGAUCUCAACACAACUCUCUAAAUAUUCAGGCAACGCAGAUAACAGGCCCAAGCUUAUCGCUGGGUCACCUGAAGGGUUCUCUGGACAUGUAGAUGGGAGAUUAAGAGAAGCAAGAAUGAAUCAUCCGAAAGGUCUUACGGUGGAUGAAAGAGGGAACAUUUACAUUGCAGAUACUAUGAACAUGGCUAUCAGGAAAAUUAGUGAUGGAGGAGUUACAACCAUUGCUGGAGGCAAGUGGGCUCGAGGAGGCGGUCACAUUGAUGGUCCGAGUGAGGAUGCUAAGUUCUCAAAUGACUUCGAUGUGGUUUACAUUGGAAGUAGUUGUUCUCUCUUGGUUAUAGAUAGAGGCAGCCAAGCAAUACGAGAGAUCUAUCUCCGCGACGAUGAUUGUAACCAUCAACAUGAUGGAUUAGCUGUGCUUGUUGCUGCUGGGUUCUUUGGCUAUAUGCUAGCAUUGCUGCAGCGUCGGGUGCAAGCAUUGUUUUCUUCUACGCGUGAUGUACCCCAGGUUUAA
This is a messenger RNA of Dovyalis caffra, 768 nucleotides long. Lineage: Eukaryota; Viridiplantae; Streptophyta; Magnoliopsida; Malpighiales; Salicaceae. The record is from the annotation of a GenBank genome assembly.